Messenger RNA from Camelina sativa (false flax), 725 nucleotides. Its product is annotated as S-protein homolog 21-like. The record is from RefSeq and is a predicted model, not a curated record. NCBI's taxonomy places the organism in Eukaryota, Viridiplantae, Streptophyta, Magnoliopsida, Brassicales, Brassicaceae.
UGAAAAUAGAGACACAAGACAAUUCAUAAAGUACUGUUGAAACAUACAAGAAAACAAACAAGUUAAUCCGACUAGAAUAAAAUAAAAUAAAAUAAAAUAAAAACAUCUAGAGAGAAAGAAAAACAAAAAAAACAAAAAAAAAAUGAAAAAUGUAUCAAUCUUUCUAGUUGUUUUGGCUUUUUGCAUGAUACAGAAUAUGGAGCAUGUCAUCUCCAUUAAAGGGAAACAGACGACGUUGACAUUCAGAAACAGCCUUUCACACAACAAAUGGCUCAAGGUUCGCUGCAACUCUGGAGACAAAGAGGUUCGUGAAAAAUUUAUGCCACCUAACGGCGAAGAUUAUAGCUUUAGUUUCCACGAUGAUGUUGUCGGACACAAACUUAUCUGGUGCACGUUGUCCAAAGGAGCUGAUUAUAAGGUACAUAAGAAGUUCGAUGCCUAUGUUCAAGACAAUAGAAAGCCUCACGGAACCUUCUAUAAUUACGUUGCUCAAGAGGAUGGGAUCUAUCACAGUACUAUGCUAACACGUAUCCAUAAGAUGUACGAUUGGAACUAAUUAAUUAAGGAUCGAUGCUAUAUUAAAAAUCUCCUAAUUUUAUCCAAUCUUUCAAAAAGCUUAUUCUUCAAAUCACUGAUUUGAUCAUAAUUGUAAAAUAAAAUUUAUAUAUUAUAAUUUUGUUUCAUGUAAAAAAACUCACUCUUUUCUUUCUUAUAAUAUAAAAGCA